Frankliniella occidentalis (western flower thrips) is the source of this 690-nucleotide messenger RNA. RefSeq lists its product as uncharacterized. The transcript is spliced from 4 exons. Lineage: Eukaryota; Metazoa; Arthropoda; Insecta; Thysanoptera; Thripidae. The record is from RefSeq and is a predicted model, not a curated record. Bases 1 to 690 code for a protein of 229 amino acids.
AUGAGAAGUGAGGCUGAUGGUGUUCCUCACAGAAAUGCCAAGCCGGCCUUCGACGCCGCGGUGUGGGCUGUGUACUCCGGCGGGCUGCAGCUCUACGCCCUGACCCUCUCCGGCAUCACGGGACAGCUCGCGCGAGAUCUGCGCCAGGACUGCCUCCGCGCCCUGCGCGCGGCCGGCGCCUGGGUCCCGGACCACAACGAGCACGUCGCGGCCAUGCGCAACGACAAAGCCCGGCUGGCGUGGUCCGCACGCCGGAGGAGCACAGCCCCAGCCGCCAGCAAGGGUGUCAGGGGCAUGGACAACCCCGCGGACAGCCUCGACGGCAGCCUCGGCGACACCCUUCGGGACACCCUAGUGUGUCCGGAGCUCCGGGACCCCCACGGUGACAUCCUAGGGUGUCCCGAGCUCCGGGACCCCUGGCGUGCGAGCAGCCCUCGCGACGAGUUCUGCUGGCGGCGGUUACGGGUGCGCCACAUGGUGCUGGUGGACAUGGGCUGCAUGGCCUCCGCCAUCACCAGCUGGCAGGUCCUGGUCAUGAUCAUCUUCAGCGUGACCUACUCGGCGACAUGCGUGUCCACGACCGCCGGAACCCUUUCCGACCAGCAAAACGGCCCGGUCGACCCUCCUGCAAAACCAACAUCGUUUUUAUUACUUUUUGUUUGUGGCCAUCCUGCACUCUAUGCUCGAUAG